This is a messenger RNA of Carassius carassius (crucian carp), 1194 nucleotides long. Its product is annotated as deoxynucleoside triphosphate triphosphohydrolase SAMHD1-like. Gene Ontology annotation, biological process: dGTP catabolic process; defense response to virus; regulation of innate immune response. Gene Ontology annotation, cellular component: nucleus. The record is from RefSeq and is a predicted model, not a curated record. Lineage: Eukaryota; Metazoa; Chordata; Actinopteri; Cypriniformes; Cyprinidae. Gene Ontology annotation, molecular function: dGTPase activity. Bases 6 to 1055 code for a protein of 349 amino acids. The transcript is spliced from 9 exons.
AGCAGAUGUCAGUCCAGAUGUUCGAUGACAUUGUGAGGAGUCUGAAGGCUGAGAAUGAAGACGUGUUGAAAGAACAUGGACUGGAUAAUAGAGACAUCACCUUCAUUAAAGAGUUAAUCGAAGGGGCAAAAACUUCAGAGUGGAGAUACGAGGGCAGAGAUGAAGACAAAUCCUUCCUGUAUGAGAUUGUGGCAAAUAAACAGAAUGGCAUCGAUGUGGACAAAUGGGACUAUUUUGCACGAGACUGUCAUCACCUGGGCAUUCGAAACAGUUUUGACCAUCAGCGUCUGCUGAAGUUUGCUCGAGUCUGUGAAGUGAACGAAAGAAAUCACAUCUGCUUCAGAGACAAGGAGGCUGAUAAUGUUUAUGACAUGUUUCGCACUCGAUACACUCUCCAUCGCCAGGCCUAUCAGCACAAGAUCUGCAACAUCAUUGAAGACAUGUUUGCAGAAGCACUUGUACGAGCUGAUCGUGAUCUUCAUGAAGGAAAACCUGAAGAUAUGCUGAAAAUUUCUGAAGCCAUAAACACUGCAGAGGACUACAGCAAACUCACAGAUGAGAUUUUUGAGCAGAUAUCGUCCUCCACUUCUGAUAAUCUGAAGAAAUCCAGAGACAUCUUGAACAAGAUCAUCAGAAGAAAACUGCCAAAGUUUGUUGGAGAAGCUCGACUGACUGAGAACAGCAUGUCAAAGGGAGAGCUGAUGAAAACAUGGAAGACAGCAUUAGAGAAGUACAGACCUACAGACCUGACUGUUUCUCUAAACGCUGAAGAUUUACCAGUUUAUGUGGUUGAUCUGGAUCAUGGAAUGAAGGACAAAAACCCAAUUGAAAAGGUCUUUUUCUACAGCAAGAGGAAACCCAACGAAGCCUCUCCCAUUAAAGAUUAUCAGCUCUCCAGUUUCCUGCCAAAUAGGUUUAAUGAAGAGAUGGUCAGAGUUUACUACAAACCAUCUGAUGAUCAGGCAGCUGAAGAUAAGAAGGAAGAGAAGAAGAAGUUGGAGGAGGCAGAGAAGUGCUUCCAGAUGUGGUGUGGCUCCAAUUUUGGAGUCAAAUAGGCAGCUGAAUAAUUGACAUAUAAAUAUUUUCUGUUACUGUAACACAAAAAUUAUUUACUCAAAGAAAUCAUCUGCACGUUCAGUUAAAAUCAGUUUUAAGGUAAUGGUUUAUAGUUAUUGAAUAAUGCAAUAAUUUAAU